CACGUUUCAGUUAGACUACAACUGUUAGUUACAAUUGACAGGCAUUACCAUUACUAGAAAUAACAGAGCGGUGUUGUCGAGCAUGACGUUGGGCGGGCGGCGCUGCCCUCAAGAAGGUUCAUAAUAUAGGCUGUUUAUACAAAGCUAGUAACUAUGAAGGUUAAAGUCAUUAGCCGCUCAGAGGAAGAUUAUACGCGUGAGCGCUCGAGUGACUUGCGCAAGGUCCAGCGCAACUACGACCCACAGCUGCACCAAUUCGAGAAAGCGCAUGAGUACACACGCGCCCUUAACGCCGCCAAGCUAGACCGCAUCUUCGCCAAACCCUUCCUUGCUGCACUCCCGCACGAUGACGGCGUCACAUGCCUCGCGCGGAACCCUAAGCUAGUAAACAGCAUCGUCUCCGGCUCCGCUGAUGGCGAUAUCCGAAUCUGGGAUGUUCCCCAGCAACGCACGCUGCGGCGACUGGUAGGCCACACGGCAGCGGUCAAGGGCAUUUCAUUCGCCCCAGAUGGUGAGACGUGCGUGUCAGCAAGCACCGACGCCACGGUAAAGCUCUGGAAGGUGCCGUACGCACCCUUCGAGGCUGGUGAGGUGCAAGAAGACGCCGAGCCGGUGUUCGAGUUCCAGGGCAAGAAUGCCUUCCGUGGGAUCGACCAUCAUUGGGACCGAACCAUCUUCGCCACGGCCGGCGCCGCAGUGGACAUUUGGGACCACACCCGGUCAGAGCCGGUGCAGAGCUUCACGUGGGGCUCAGAUACCAUCACCUCCAUCCGCUUCAACCCGGCCGAGCCCGACGUGUUCGCCUCCACCGCCGUGGACCGCUCCAUCGCGUUGUACGACAUGCGCCGCUCCACGCCGCUGCGCAAGGUGGUCAUGCAGACGCGCUGCAACGCGCUGGCGUGGAACCCCAUGGAGCCCUUCAACUUCACGGCGGCCAAUGAGGACUGCUGUCUGUACACGUACGACAUGCGGAAGCUCACCUCGGCGCUGUGCGUGCACAAGGACUUUGUGUCCGCCGUCAUGGACGUGGACUACUCGCCCACGGGUCGGGAGUUCGUGGCGGGCUCGUACGACCGCUCCAUCCGCAUCUUCGCGGCGUCCGGCGGCCACUCGCGCGAGGUGUACACCACGAAGCGCAUGCAGCGCGUGUUCGCGGUGCGGUUCAGCGGGGACGCGAGCUACGUGUUCAGCGGCAGUGAUGACAUGAACGUGCGGUGCUGGAAGGCCAAGGCCUCCGAGCAGCUGGGGGUGCGGCUGCCUCGUGAGAAGCACAAGCAGGCGUACAACGAUGCGCUGCUGGAGCGCUACAAACACAUGCCGGAGGUCAAGCGUAUCGUACGGCACCGGCACCUGCCCGCCGCCAUCUUCAAGGCCGCCAGGACCCGCCGUACAGUCACGGAGAGCGACAAGCGCAAGCUGCAGCGGCGCAUCGAACACAGCGCGCCGGGCUCCAUCGUGGUCAAGCCGGAACGCAAGAAGAAGAUCAUUGCGCAGGUCGAGUAAGGCUGCUGGAGGUUGGUUUCGAUUUGGUUGGCGAUAAGUUGGUUUGGUUUGGUUUCGUGGGUAGCGUAAGGAGUGUGGUGUUUGGAUCAUCAGCCGUGCCGUGAUGCAGCUGGUAAAGGCAGGUGCGGGUUUGCUGGGGCUGGAGCUAGCCGGGGGGUUGGACAAACGUGUUUGCGGGGGCAUGGGCUUGGAACCAGCCGCCCUAACCAGGUUGCUGAGUGGCUACGCUUAGACCAGGAGAUAAGCCUUAUGACAGUCAGGACACAUGAUAUGGACAUAGGUAUAAGGGGAACGUACGGGCAUAGCAGGUAGAGUUGUUCGGGGGAGGCUACUUGCCUACGGCUAAGGAACGCCAGUGGGGUUUGUUACUGGAGGGAUGGAAUCUUAUAUUACGCAAGGUAUGGAUGUCUUCAGAGCAGUUACGUCAGAGCAGUCAAACGCACAUUAAGAUGGCGAAGACGUUCGAUGUGGGCUUUUCGUGGUGAGAGAGACUAAUCUGUAGUUGGAUGGGAUGUGCCCGGCGGGCAUUACUUCAGUUUGCU
Molecule: messenger RNA, 2045 nt
Organism: Astrephomene gubernaculifera
Lineage: Eukaryota; Viridiplantae; Chlorophyta; Chlorophyceae; Chlamydomonadales; Astrephomenaceae
Source: the annotation of a GenBank genome assembly